Molecule: messenger RNA, 1176 nt
Organism: Diaporthe batatas
Lineage: Eukaryota; Fungi; Ascomycota; Sordariomycetes; Diaporthales; Diaporthaceae
Exons: 2
Coding region: 1-1176 (391 amino acids)
Molecular function (GO): monooxygenase activity; iron ion binding; oxidoreductase activity, acting on paired donors, with incorporation or reduction of molecular oxygen
Source: RefSeq, a predicted model, not a curated record
AUGCUCCUUGAGAAAGACAGCAUGGAUAAAGUCGCUGGAGACAAGGAGACGGCCGAGGACGGCUACCUGCGAAGCUUUUCAAGAGACAUUGCCCCGGGUGCCUCUCCGGGACAAGGAUUGGAUUCCCUCAACAUGGAAGCAGUCAAGCACUUCGCCGCCGCCUUUGACAGGCGGGCCAACAAAGGACCAAGCACGGUCAAUCUAUAUGAGUGGCUCCGCCAUGAGAUAUUUGCCUCUACGAUGGAGGCGACUUAUGGGCCACACAACCCGUUCAGGGACGCUCAGAACGAAGACGCAUGGCUCGAAGUCGAACGAAGUCUCAAGGCAUGCCGCGCAUUGAUUACGGAGUUUGAUCGAUACUUCAACGACAAGGGCCACCUUGAUGGGUCGCUGUUUGUCCAGCUACGAGAGAAGCACAAUGCGGCCUUCGGUCUCGACACCAGGGAGACAGCGCACACGGAAAUUGGCCAGGUGACAGCUGCAAUUGUGAACACUGCGCCUACAGCAUUCUGGCUCGUUUGGCAAGUCCUUACAGAUCCUGUUGUCGCCAAGGACUGCCGAGAAGAGGUCAAUCGGCUGGUAACAGUCAGUGCUGAUGGCACUCAUACCAUUGACCUCGCAGACGUCAUGACAGCUUGUCCUAUCCUUGUGUCAACAUGGCAGGAGGUCUUGCGAUUCCACGGCAUCAGUAUAGCAGCGCGUGUGAUCAAAGAGGACACGUUGGUAGACAGCCAGUAUCUGCUAAAGAAGGGCGGCCUCGUCAUGAUUCCAAACGCUGUGAUCCACAGCGACCCAACUCUGUGGGGACCAACAGUUGGACAAUUCAACCACCGUCGCUUCCUCAAAGGCGGGAAGAACGCGGAGUCUCGGUUUCCAGCAGCUGCUUUCCGCGGCUUCGGCGGUGGUCAGGUCUUGUGUCCUGGCCGUCACUUUGCCAGCACAGAGGUCUUGGCCCUGCUGGCGCUACUUCUUGUACGGUUUGACGUGCAACCUGUUGGGGGUAAAUGGGUCGAACCGGAGAAGGACGUCGUUAUGGACAGGGCAUGUCCGCUUCCGAAACGCGAUGUGAGGGUCGAACUAAUUCCCAAGAGCAGUCACAACUGGCAUGUCGUUCUUUCUGGAAGCCAUGGUGGCAUCAACAUUGUGGCCGAGGAUAUUCGGGAGAGCGAGAAUUAA